CAGGGCUUGGUACCAAGACAUGAAAAAACAUGAAUUUGGCUAAGUAUGGAGCCAAAGGGGUAUCAAGCCGACAAGACAUGCUUGAUACCAAAAGGCAUGAAUUUGGCUAAGUAUGGUGCCAACAGGGCAUCAAGCCAACAAGGCAGGGCUUUGUACCAUUACCUGGAAUUUGGCUAAGUAUGGAGCCAAAGGGGUAUCAAGCCGACAAGGCACGCUUGAUACCAAAAGACAUGAAAAAUGGCUAGUAUAGAGCCAAGAAAGUAUCAAGCCGGCAAUGCGUGGCUUAGUACCAAGACAUGAAAAAACAUGAAUUUGGCUAAAUAUGGAGCCAAAGGGGUAUCAAGCCAACAAGGCAUGCUUGAUACCAAAAGACAUGAAAAUUGGCUAAGUAUGGAAUCUCAUGGCCGGGGGAGCCUACCACCCAUAGCAAGAGGGUACCAAGCCUUGAAAAGCAUGAAUUUGGCUAAGUAUCGAGCUAAGGGGGUACCAGGUCGGCAAGGCAGCCUCGGUACCAAGACCCCUACACGGUACCAAGUCGGCAAGACAGGCUUAGUAUCCAAGCAAGGCGACAGGGAACCAUGAUCCCAAGGGGGUAUCAAGCCGGCAAGACUGACUUGGUGGUUAGGCUUGAUAGCCAGACAUCAGGGUAUCAAGCCAACAAGACAAGAAAUUUGACUAAGGCAAGGCCUUGGGCUUGGUGGCCCCCUAACGGGGUAUCAAGCCGGCAGGGUGCAAGGUACCAACUUGAUAAGAUUAAAAAAGCUAAGUAUGGAGACCAAGCCGACAUUGCUGGCUUGGAGCAAGGGUAUCAAGCCGACAAGAUUGGCUUGAUACCAAGAUGACAGGUUGGUGCAAUGACAGUCUCUCUAAGACUAAGUGUGGAGACUUGGGGGUAAAGGGGUCAAGUUCUCAUCCUGUCUAGGUGAGUAAUAUGGCCUAGCGAUUCGUCGAGGUGGCUAGCAAGAUGAGGAGCGUGGAGUCGUCAGGGUUGUCAAGGAUGUGAUCAAGACUUCAUCAUAGAGGAUAAGGCAAAAAGGCUCAACACCUACCUGGUCCGGCAUCGAGAUCAAGGUAGGACAAGGGGCCCCAAGGCGACGGUUACCAACUAGUCACCGAGGUGGUGACAAGGGACCCCGAGGCGGUUUGGAGCAAGAGGCCAGCCAGCAGUUACUACGGCAAUUACCAAGGCAGUUACACCCGGUGGCUAUAAAUAGGAGAAACGAAU
Linum trigynum is the source of this 1225-nucleotide messenger RNA. NCBI's taxonomy places the organism in Eukaryota, Viridiplantae, Streptophyta, Magnoliopsida, Malpighiales, Linaceae. The record is from the annotation of a GenBank genome assembly.